Molecule: messenger RNA, 1037 nt
Organism: Aspergillus campestris IBT 28561
Lineage: Eukaryota; Fungi; Ascomycota; Eurotiomycetes; Eurotiales; Aspergillaceae
Exons: 1
Coding region: 105-1037 (310 amino acids)
Source: RefSeq, a predicted model, not a curated record
UCCACCAAACAUCCCACAAACUUCACUCAUCUCAAUUCUCCAUAUACCCAAACCCUCAACCACCCAAAAACACCCACCCACCUCAAGUCAGGUCUACCGCCAAAAUGACAGCCCCAACCACAACCCCAAACCUAACACUCUACGACAUCGCCUUCAAACCCCCCGUAGAAAGCACAACCUGCGCCCCCAACCCCUGGAAAUCCCGCUACGCGCUGAACUUCAAAUCCAUUCCCUACAAAACCGUCUGGGUGCCUCUCCCGGACAUCGCCUCCGUCCGCCGCUCGCUCAACGUCCCCGCCUCGCGCAAUUUCGCAGACGGGAAGGACUUUCACACCCUGCCUGUUCUCACGGACGCCUCUAUCAAGGAUUGCGCGCCUAUCGGGGACUCCUUCGACAUCGCUAUCCACCUGCAAACGCACUAUCCAGACGCUGGGCCCAGCGAUAACACCGCCAACAACAAUCUCUUCCCAGCAGACACCCCACUGGACUUCAGCUACAGCACGGGCCAAGAAUUCUACGCGCCGCUCAGCAAGCGCAGCGAGUCAGAUCCCGUGUUGGCUGCGUAUGCGCGGUUCAACACGCACGUCGACGCGGCGUUCAGCGCGCACGUGCAGCUCGCUAUCCACGGCAUGCCGCUUGAUCCGGCGACCGCGGAGGAAACGAAGGCUGAGUUUUUGAGGCGGGCUGGGAUGGACGAUUGGGAGGCGCUUGGGGUGAAGGGGGAGGCGAGGCGGCCGUUGAUGGAGUCGUUUAGGGGGGCGUUGGAGGGGUUGGCGAAGCUGUGGGGGGAGAAUGAUGGGCCGUUUGUUAGGGGGGAGGAGGCUUGUUAUGCGGAUUUUAUUGUAGGGGGGUGGUUGAGGAUGAUGGGGGGGAUGUUGCCUGGUGAUGAGUGGGAGGAGGUGAAGGGGUGGUUUGGGGGGUUUUUGGGAGGUUGGAUGGGGCGUUGGGCGGUUUGGGGAGGUUGUUUGAUUUAUCUUUUAUGGGGAGGGGAUGGUGAAUGGAAGGGAAGGUGGAAUGGUGGAAUGGAUUGUGGGUGA